Molecule: messenger RNA, 3360 nt
Organism: Fusarium keratoplasticum
Lineage: Eukaryota; Fungi; Ascomycota; Sordariomycetes; Hypocreales; Nectriaceae
Product: Sterol regulatory element-binding protein cleavage-activating protein
Exons: 3
Coding region: 1-3360 (1119 amino acids)
Biological process (GO): SREBP signaling pathway
Cellular component (GO): endoplasmic reticulum membrane; Golgi membrane
Molecular function (GO): sterol binding; protein binding
Source: RefSeq, a predicted model, not a curated record
AUGAUUUGGUACUUGUUGUACCCACUCCGAGGAACAACGGAAGCGCCGGUGCUUGCGCCUACUCAUCCUCUCCGUCAUGGGCUCUCUCGGUACGGGUCUUAUGCCGCCAACCAUGUUGUCACCACACUCCUCGUCUCGGUGGUUGUUGCCACCAUGCUCAUCUACCCUAUCCCAUACCUCUUCACCAGUGACUACGUCAACGGCGCUUCCAACCUACCUCACCAUGCCUGGACCGUCGCCCAACCUUUGCCCUAUGGCGCCAGCAUCAAUCCCGAUGUCAUGAUGCGGUCUAUCUGGGUUCACGGGACUUAUAUGCAGGCUCUGGACAAGGAACUUCUUGCUUCCGCCCUGGAGUUACAGGAUGAACUACUGGGCAAGACUGAAAACUUCAGGCCAGGCCAAGCUCAUCAAGUCCCCCGCAAAACUCCUCAGCCAGGCACAGAUCUUUCUACAAGUCAGCGCGAUGCGUUCCACGCCAUUAACGGGUUGACCAAUCAGUCUUGGUUCUUCCAUUCUCCCCUUCAGUAUUGGGACUGCACUCGGGAGCGCAUCUUGGCGGAUCCUGAUAUUUUGGCAACUGUGAACGACAGGAAAACCCAGUCGACCUCGGUCAAUGUCACACUCAGGCAUUCCAUCGUCUUCAGCGGCAAAAGAUUCGAAGAACGUCGUCUCCUCGCCGCAGACGCGCUGGUCAUCACCCUCGUUUAUCUUCGAGAUUCGCCUGUAGGGAAGCAAUGGGAGAGAAAAGCUGCCUUGCUUCCGGGCAAGGUCUCUGAGAAAUGGGACAUCUACCCUCCCAGCGGUCGUUCCAUGGCAAGUCAGCUCUACGAGUUCCAGUUCCGUCCCAUAUCUCGCCAGGAUUCAGUCAUUCUCGCCGUAGCUUACGGCUUGACUACCAUUUACUUCCUCAUGAGCCUGUCUAAACUUCGGGCCUUCAAGUCCAAGUUUGGCCUUACCGUCACAGUCAUGGCUCAGAUUGCAUUUUCUGUCAUGUCAAGCUUUACCGUCUGCGCCAUCUUCAGGCUUGACUUGUCCCGCAUCCCCCGAGCCGCUUACCCGCUGGUUGUGCUUGCCAUGAGCCUCGAGAACAUCUUCAGGCUGAUAAAUGCUGUCAUACUAACCCCUGCCGAGGACUCGACGAGUAGCCGCAUCGGCCACGCCUUUGGCGAGACUGCGUAUACAGCUAUUGCCAGCUCCAUGCAAAAUGUCUUUCUUUUGCUGAUGAUAUCCCGUUGGGUAUCGGCUGGCGUUUCGGCAUUCUGCAUCUUUGCUGCCGUUGCCAUUGUGUUCGACUUCUUCUAUCUCUCAACCUUCUUCCUCUCGGUCUUGAGUGUUGAUGUGCAGCGGACGGAACUCAGUGAGGCGCUUGCAAAAGCCUCGAUGCGACACAACCGUGGCGCAUCCGAAUUCAGACCUCGCACCACAUGGGAGCUUAUGCUCCAAGGCAAGGUAACAAUGUCAACUCGCAUUGCUGGCACGGUCAUUAUGCUUGGUUUUGUCAUCAUUGCACAGUGGCACUUUUUCGAGGACGAUACCUUGUUGCAUUUCCUCGUUCACCUCUAUCGACGCCAAAAUGUCCCGGAGAGCCCAGAGUCAUCUCGGACCUCACUGGAUGCUAUUCACCAAGCACGAAGCCCAAAGUCGUGGUUACGGUUGCAGGAUCACGAAACAGCUCAAGAAAUCAUCAGCAUCAUCAAGCCCCAGGCGCACAGUUAUGUUGCCCGAGUUUACGAACCAGUCGUCUUUGUCAUGAAAGGCUCAGACCGCAUGCCGAACUACAAGGAGCCUACAUUGCUCCCAGCUGUGUAUGACUUUGUCAAUCAUCAGCUCACACGGUUUAUGGUUAUUGUCAUUGUGGUUGUUGCGGCCGUUCGGUUACUUACAAGUUUUCUCCUGUGGGAAGAUGAGGCAGAUGACGACGAUCGCCACUCUGACACAGACCCGACGUUAGGUGUAAAGUCUUUUACUGGAGGUCAUGUGCUUGACAUCGCGAUGCUGGCGGCUGCUCCUGACGGCCAUGUGGUAUCAGUUGGACUGGAUCGCCUGAUCCGUGUAUGGAAUGUUCGCCCCGGAGGGCUACACUACGUGGUUGUUGACGGGGAGCAAUCAGAUGAUGCUCCUUUUCCGGUCCUCGCCAUGGCCAUUGACGACCACUCCAAGUGGCUCGCGAUUUUAUCCACUUACAAGGCAGCGCUAUGGAAUCUGAAGGAGAAAACCUGGGGACCUUGGCUAUCCGUCGACCUAUAUGGCCAAAAGCCCGAGGCCUUCUUCUUUGGUUCCCCCGAUCCGCAUACCGACAUCCCCAGACUAGUCCUUGUGCGGAGAAAUGGCACAUUGACCGAGUUUGUGCCCGAUGCUGGUGAAGGGGCAGAUUUUGGAGUUUGCCGGAGCCCCUUAACCUGUGUCCGACCCCUUAUUGAAAAGCGAAGCAAACAGACAGCGCCAUUGGUCGCAAUCAUUACGGCAUCUCGGCGAGGGUGUGUUCACGCGGCAACUCGGGAGACGUUAUCAUGGAACUCCCGUAGUGUUCAGCUAGAAGGCUUGGAGCAGGACGAGGUGCACCAGGUAGUCCCACUCGCGUCAUUGGGUCUCUUCUUGAUUGCCGGUGUCAACCGUGUUCAUCUCAUCAACCUUGACGACUACAGUCUCGUCCACACAUUUUCCACCGAACGCAUGAGCCAGCGGUCUCUGCAAAGCGCAUUUUUCAAUCGACAGUCUUCGCAGACAGGGGUCAAGGGUUUGUCAUGGUUCAUUUUAUGUUACACCGAGGCAGAUUCGGGAGAUUGCGUGGUACAGACAUAUACACCCCCGGGCGAAAACGACAUGAUUUGUUUCCACAGCUCUGCUACGCCGACAACGAGGGGCUGGUGCUCGUGGGAAUCAGUUAAGGAGAGCCGGAGACAUAUCGAAAACCCAGGCUCUUGGAGUGUUCUAUCAGACGGUAGUGUGGUAGGGAUACGGCAAAAGUCAGCUCGAAUUCUCGAUAUCGAAAGCAACGGGCGACGCAAGGUAGAAGGACUUCGGCAUCGAUCUCCUCGCAAGGAGACGGCGCGAGACCUCUUCGGACGGUGGGAAGUAUGGACAGCACCACAAAGCGGUCAGCUAAGGACGGACGAAACACGACCACUCUUUCAGAACGAUGAGAAGGCAGGGCAUCUUAUUGUGUCAGACCUGGGACCAAUGGUCAGAGUGGGGCAGCGAUCUGUUGCAUUCAGCUUUGGAAAUGUGGUAAAGUUGGUUACAGUGGGCGGCCACGAACGGUUCGAGAGCAGCAUAGAGGACAAGGCUCUUGAGCACCUGAAUGUUGGAAGCAGGCGUCGAAAACCAGGCGCGAUGGUGCGGCCUAGAGCUUGGACAUGA